Messenger RNA from Solanum dulcamara, 2133 nucleotides. Its product is annotated as calcium-dependent protein kinase 8-like. The coding region runs from base 254 to 1846 and encodes 530 amino acids. Gene Ontology annotation, cellular component: nucleus; cytoplasm. Gene Ontology annotation, biological process: peptidyl-serine phosphorylation; intracellular signal transduction; protein autophosphorylation. Gene Ontology annotation, molecular function: calcium-dependent protein serine/threonine kinase activity; calcium/calmodulin-dependent protein kinase activity; calcium ion binding. Lineage: Eukaryota; Viridiplantae; Streptophyta; Magnoliopsida; Solanales; Solanaceae. The transcript is spliced from 9 exons. The record is from RefSeq and is a predicted model, not a curated record.
GACAAGAAAGGGGAAUUGCAGGAGAGAAAAGCCUCUCUCUCUCUCUCUCUCUGCAAAAAAAGAGCUUUAACUCUCUCCUGUCAAUGGCGGAUUUUGUUUCACAUCUUCAUAAAACCUUCCUAUCAUUUUCCCUUUUUUUCUUCUUCUCUACAUUUUAGUCUCUUCCUUUUCUUCUUCUUUUUUCCUCUCUUUUUUGGCUUAUAAUUUUAAGGAAAAAAUCAACAAUUUUCAGGAGUUGAUCUUAUAAAGUAUCAUGGGUAAUUGCUGUGUGAAACCGGGUAAAUCUGGUGAAAAAAAGAAGAAUAACAAACCCAACCCUUUUUCAAUUGAUUAUGGGGGGACUAAACAUGCCUGUGGGAGUGGAAACAAGCUUGUUGUAUUAAAAGAUCCAACAGGAACAAAUAUACAUGACAAGUAUGAUUUGGGCCGUGAGCUCGGAAGAGGAGAAUUCGGGGUUACUUAUCUAUGUACUGACUUGGAAGCAGGCGAGAAAUACGCCUGCAAAUCGAUAUCCAAAAAGAAGCUUAGGACUGCAGUGGAUAUUGAUGAUGUUAGGAGAGAGGUUGAGAUCAUGAAACAUUUGCCUAUGCAUCCCAAUAUUGUUACCUUGAAGGAUACAUAUGAGGAUGAUAAUGCAGUGCACAUUGUGAUGGAAUUGUGUGAGGGUGGGGAGUUGUUUGAUCGAAUCGUUGCUAGAGGCCACUAUACGGAGAGGGCAGCUGCUGGGAUUUUGAAGACUGUUGUGGAAAUCGUUCAGAUGUGUCACAGGCAUGGGGUAAUGCAUCGUGAUCUCAAACCUGAGAACUUUCUUUUUGGUAACAAGAAAGAAACAGCUCCGCUGAAGGCUAUUGACUUUGGAUUGUCUGUAUUCUUUAAACCUGGGGAACGCUUUAAUGAGAUAGUGGGAAGUCCUUAUUACAUGGCUCCUGAGGUCCUAAAGCGCAAUUAUGGACCAGAGGUCGAUGUCUGGAGUGCUGGAGUAAUACUUUACAUUCUUCUUUGUGGUGUUCCACCUUUCUGGGCAGAGACUGAACAAGGAGUAGCCCAAGCGAUUAUUCGUUCUGUGAUUGAUUUCAGGAGGGAUCCAUGGCCUAAAGUUUCUGAUAAUGCAAAGGAUCUUGUAAAGAAAAUGCUUGAUCCAGAUCCAUGUCGACGUCUCACAGCUCAUCAAGUUCUUGAGCAUCCCUGGUUACAAAAUAUAAAGAAAGCACCAAACGUCUCAUUGGGUGAGACUGUAAAAGCAAGACUCAAGCAGUUUUCAGUGAUGAACAAGCUCAAGAAAAAAGCUCUGACGGUUAUAGCUGAGUUUUUGUCUGCGGAGGAAGUCGCUGGAAUGAAGGAAGCAUUUGAAAUGAUGGAUACUAGAAAGAAGGGCAAGAUAAACCUUGAAGAACUUAAAAAUGGCCUGCAGAAGGUUGGGCAUCAGAUCCCGGAUGUUGAUCUUCAGAUUCUCAUGGAAGCAGCCGACGUUGAUGGAGAUGGAAGUUUAAAUUAUGCAGAGUUUGUUGCUGUAUCUAUUCAUCUUAGAAAGAUGGCCAAUGAUGAACACCUGCACAAAGCAUUUUCAUUUUUUGACAAAAACCAGAGUGGUUACAUAGAGAUUGAAGAGCUGCGUAAUGCCUUGAGUGAUGAGGAUGACAGCAAUAGUGAGGAAGUCACCAAUGCCAUUAUGCAUGAUGUUGAUACAGACAAGGAUGGUCGGAUUAGUUAUGAGGAAUUUGCUGCGAUGAUGAAGGCUGGUACGGAUUGGAGAAAAGCAUCGAGACAAUAUUCUCGUGAACGUUUUAACAGUCUCAGCUUAAAAUUGAUGAGGGGUGGCUCAUUACAAGUUGAAAACAACGUCUAGACCAUCAAAUCCAGAAGAAAGAAAUGUUAAAAGAGGAAAAAAUAUAUUUUUCUUUCUUUAAUAUACGUGUGUAUAUAUAUCCCUUUUUUCAUUUUAUCAUUGAGCAUGAAAGUCUUGUUUCCUCUCUUUCCGUUUUACCCCUCUGCCCUUUAAACUCCGUCAUAGACAAUAUCAUGGAAUGUAUGUGGAAUCUGGAAAACUAGGUUUAUUUUACUUGUAAAUAUAUGGAAUCAGAGAUCAUAAAAAAAGUUAAACAUUUUUCUCUUAGACAUUCAUUAUUGAAUUAA